Messenger RNA from Esox lucius (northern pike), 2125 nucleotides. RefSeq lists its product as uncharacterized. The coding region runs from base 1 to 918 and encodes 305 amino acids. Lineage: Eukaryota; Metazoa; Chordata; Actinopteri; Esociformes; Esocidae. The record is from RefSeq and is a predicted model, not a curated record. The transcript has 3 exons.
AUGGAGAAAGUGCUGUCCUUUGACUUUGAGAUUGCUGACGUGUCCAUGUUCUUGCCCACCCUGCCACCCACUCCCUCUCGGAUACCUCUGAUUGAUGCUCGCUUGACUCAGUCCACUACAGGAGAGGACCCUUCUCUCAGAGGAUCUUCUUCUUCAGCACAGCGAUACCCUACUAGGGAUUCAGAACCACUGCCCACGGGUGGGUCGCUACGAGGGGAGGAGGACCUCGGCCUGAUCCGGCUGUGUUUGUCUGUCACCGUGUCACCGGGGAUCAAGACCAAGUAUCUCUGGAAAAAGACACUUCGUCUCAAAGAGACCAAACUGGAGAAACAAAAGCCGGGCGGAACUCUGGUCUGUCUGCCUGUUUUGUCUGUGCCCCUGACCGUGCCUCUGACCGUGGCCCUGACCGUGCCUCUGACCGUGGCCCUGACCGUGCCUCUGACCGUGCCCCUAACCGUGCCCCUGACCGUGCCUCUGACCGUGCCCCUAACCGUGCCCCUGACCGUGCCUCUGACCGUGCCCCUAACCGUGCCCCUGACCGUGCCUCUGACCGUGCCCCUAACCGUGCCCAUAACUGUGGCCCACCUGUUGCCCGCUCCUCCCACCAUCCAUUCGGUGUGUAAGUUCUGCCGCCGCGCCCCUUGGAGGAUGAGCGAUGUCCCCACCCUAGACUAUGACCUCCUGCUGUCCCCCAGGCCGUCCCUUACUGGGGCUCCCAGCAGCCCUCCUCUGGUGGGAGGUGAUGCGGAGCAGCGGACAGCCUUUGCCUUCGUGGGGCUCCUCAUGCUGUUCCUGAUCUUCCUGUUGGUGCGCUGCUUCCGCAUUCUGCUGGACCCCUACAGCCGAAUGCCUUCCUCCUCCUGGACUGAACACAAGGAGGGCGUAGAGAGGGGGCAGUUUGACUACGCCCUGGUCUAGACCUGGGUCGUGUUCAUUAGGCACAAAACGGACUGAAACAGAGAGGGGACUACCAGAUCCUGGUCCAAUAAGGAAUGCUUGUUUUCGUUUUCCGUUGCGCAACGUUUUGCUAUGACGUGCCCUAAUGAAGACGACCCUGGUAGGGUCAGAAGGGGGCAGUUUGACUGGCCCUGCUUUAGAAACACUACAAACCAGGAGCCAGUUUGACUAUGUGCUGGUUCAGAUCCCGAAACGUAGUCAGACUGGAGCCCUUAAGACCUACAGCCAGACACCAGAGCUAUGAAGACCAGACCCUCCAAACUCAGUUUGAAAGGUGGAAGGGCUUGUUCUGCCUCAGCCAUGUGCUUCAUCUCCCUGUGUCCCACAGUAGAGGAGAACUACCAAGCCAUUUCAAACACCCUAUGAUCUGGGAUUACAAAACAAUCCCUCUGAGCGACAGAAUAAUAAUAUUAAUCAUAGCGUCUAGCUGUACUUACAACACACCUGUUUCUAUACUUGUUAUAGUACAUUCAGAAGCCAUAAACCAAUGUUUAACAAACACCUUUCUCUGAUGUAUACAUUUUAGCUCAACGUCUCCAUCUAAUUUCUGACUGGGCUGGUAUAGUCCACUUGUGUUGACAGAUGCAGCAGCCCCUUUAAAAAAACGAACUAGUGAUUUGUUUUAAUAGAACUGUUCUUAGUGUGUUGUGUCUGUAUACCUGAAACAAAGCCAUCUAUCUAUCAUAUCUAUAUCUGUGUUGUUUGGUUGCCCUAUUAGCUCUAGCCACCCUGCUAAGCUUGGUAAAAUAAUGUGUUCUCUACGACUGACUUUUAGAAAGACCAGAAAUGCUUUAUUUUUGUAUUCCGACUCACAUUUGGAGUCUCCUUUUGCAAAGUUUUCUCAGUGUUUAUUGUGAUUGGUAGCUUUCUCAGUCAUGUCUUUAGACUGUGAUUCUUGAUGUAUUUGGGGGGAUAAGGUAAGAUAGAGCAAGCAGCUUUGCUUGUGUUUUUAAGAUUUUCUUAAAUGCAUUGUUUUUGCUACGCAGAAUUAAAAGAUGAAGGGUGAAAUGAAAUGGUGUUUACAUCAGUUUGUUUCCAAUUUCCUGUGUGGAUUGAAUGAUUGGAGUGGAUACAUUACUUUUCCUGUAAGAUCAAUAAAACAUUUUCAACACAUAAUUUCACUUGAAUCACUUUAACAACGCACAAAUGGGACACUCACAGGGCCAAC